Molecule: messenger RNA, 2881 nt
Organism: Phoenix dactylifera (date palm)
Lineage: Eukaryota; Viridiplantae; Streptophyta; Magnoliopsida; Arecales; Arecaceae
Product: Ankyrin repeat family protein
Cellular component (GO): cytoplasm
Molecular function (GO): protein binding
Source: RefSeq, a predicted model, not a curated record
AAAGACCGAGACCACGGAGCAGAGAGAGUGGGUCAGACAUUGUGUCAGCACUGCAACUGCGUGAACUUCGAUCGUGUCCGGGGAUCUCUCCAUCCGUUGCCAAAAAUCUUAGAUCCGAUUCAUUCCUCUCUCUUCUCCGUUCUUUCGAUUUUUCUCCCCCCCCCCCAAAUCUUCUCCUAAUUCCUAUCUAUCUCGUUUGUGUUUGAGUCGAUUCUUUUAGAAUUUUCUUUUCUAGAUCUGAGUGUUAUUACCUAAUCUAGGGCUCGUCGCUAGAUCCUCCUCGAUUUCCGGCGUUCCAGGUGAUCUCUAAAAGCUAAAUCCUGGACUGUUGUGGAAGCCGAUCCAAGGUCCGGCCAUGGAGGUGGAACUUGGAGAAGGUAACAGCAGAAAGUUCGAUUUUUUCCAAGGUUUUACUGCUCUAAUUCCUUAUUCCAGGUUCAAUCAUGGUUUAUCCCACUCAGUUGCCGCCCAAACACUCCAAUCUUGGUUUUCCCACUGAUAUAAACCCUAGAACAAGUUUCAAGAUUUUUUUUUUUUUUUGAAAAGCUGAUCUUUAGCUCCGAUUUGCUGUAGUAGUAGAUGAGUGGAAUUAGGGCUUGGAGAGAAAACCGAGAAUAAGAGGAGGAACCGAAGGAAGAGAUCGAGGAAUUGGGAUGGAGGAUCUAUCGAGGUACGCUCACAGCCCGGCCCACCUCGCGGUGGCGCGGCGAGACCACGCGGGUCUCCGGCGGAUCGUGGCGGCUCUACCCCGCCUCCCGAAGGCCGGAGAGGUCACCACCGAGGAGGAGUCGCUCGCCGCCGAGCUCACCUCCGACGCCGUCUCCGGCGUCAUCGACCGCCGCGACGUCCCCCACCGCGAAACCCCCCUCCACCUCGCUGUCCGGCUUCGCGACCCGAUCUCGGCGGAGAUCCUCAUGUCGGUCGGCGCCGACUGGUCCCUCCAGAACGAGCACGGCUGGUCCGCCCUCCAGGAGGCCGUGUGCACCCGGGAGGACAGCAUCGCCAUGAUCAUAGCACGCCACUACCAGCCCCUGGCUUGGGCCAAGUGGUGCCGCCGCCUCCCUCGCAUCGUCGCGUCCAUCGCCCGGAUCAGGGACUUCUACAUGGAGAUCACCUUCCACUUCGAGAGCUCGGUGAUCCCUUUCAUCGGCCGGAUUGCGCCGUCAGACACCUACCGGAUAUGGAAGCGGGGGCCGAACCUCAGGGCCGACAUGACCCUCGCCGGCUUCGAUGGGUUCCGGAUCCAGCGCUCCGACCAGACGUUCCUCUUCCUUGGCGAGGGCUUGUCGUCGGAGGACGGAGGACCGUCGCUGCCUCCCGGGUCGUUGAUCGUGCUGGCCCAUAAGGAGAGAGAGAUCACUAAUGCUCUCGAAGGAGCUGGUGCCAAGCCCACAGAGGCGGAGGUGGCUCAUGAGGUAGCCUUGAUGUCGCAGACCAACAUGUACCGGCCGGGGAUUGAUGUCACUCAGGCGGACCUGGUCUCGCACUUGAACUGGAGGCGGCAGGAGAGGACGGAGAUGGUCGGGAGUUGGAAGGCCAAGGUCUACGACAUGCUUCAUGUGAUGGUGAGUGUGAAGUCGAGGAGGGUCCCUGGUGCCAUGACUGAUGAGGAGUUAUUUGCGGUUGACAAUGAAGAAAGAACGGCGAAUGGUGGGGAGCUCGAUGGGGAGUUGGAUGAUGUCUUGACAGCUGAGGAGAGGAUGCAACUGGAUUCAGCUCUUCGGAUGGGUCAUGCAGAGGGUUUUGAUGACAACGAUGGGAAGGGUGGAGGAUUUGAGAGUGUGGAGAACUCUGAGUCCAAUGGUGUUACCAAGGAGAGGAAGAGCUGGUUUGGUUGGAGUAGUAAAAGGGCUUCCAAGAACAGUCGAGGGGAGGACAUGGAGGAUCCAAAAAACCAAAAGAAGUUGUCAAAGUUGACCCCAGAGAAUGGAAAUCAGAAAACGGAGUCCUCGAGAGAGGACCCUGGAGAUACUAAGAAGGGGAAGGAGAAGGGCAGUAAGAAGAAGAAGGGUGGAUCCGCGGGCGACUCUAAUAAGCAUGAGAGCGAGUACAAGAAGGGGUUGAGGCCGGUUUUGUGGUUAACACCAGACUUUCCUUUGAAAACGGAUGAGCUUCUUCCCUUGCUUGAUGUCUUAGCCAACAAGGUCAAGGCCGUGAGGAGGCUCAGGGAGCUUUUGACUACUAAGCUGCCUCAAGGCACCUUUCCUGUCAAGGUAGCCAUCCCAAUUGUUCCAACGAUCCGAGUUCUUGUCACAUUUACAAAGUUUGAAGAGCUACAGCCACCUGAUGAAUUUGCAACCCCACUUUCCAGCCCGACACAUUUCCAGGAAAGCAAAGCCAAAGAAUCAGAAUCAUCAGGUUCAUGGUAUUCAUGGAUGAGGGGAAGCCGGGGUGGGCAAUCUAGUGAUGGCAGUGAUGGCCGAAGCUGGAAAGAUGAGAUUGAUCCUUUCCAUAUACCUACAGACUACACUUGGCUUGAUGCAAAUGAAAAAAAGCGCCGAAUGAAGGCCAAGAAGGUUAGAAGCAAGCGGGGUAGUAGUAGGAAGCAAACAUCCAAAAGUUUGGAUUGCCAGCAACUGACGGAUGGUUUUGAGGAGUAAAAGACAGUAUAAUAUUAUUCAUUUGCAUUUGAAAUCUUAGAGGAAGAAGUGAUCUUGUUUAUUUGGAAAUUCAGUGACAAGUACAUUAUAUCCUUGUUCUGAUGCAUUUUAAUUUGUUUUUCCUUGUGUAUUUUUGGAGAUGCCAGUUGUUUUUAGUUUGUUUUUCUGGUUGAGGGUGCUUGUCCUCCUGUUGUAUGAACACAAUAUUCUGUCACCCAGGAAAAGCAAAAAAAAGAAAUAUGUGAUGUUUAAUUGGAGAACAUGACCUCCAGUUCAUGUGA